CUUAUCAAUGGCUCUUCAAUGGCUAAGCUUAGUUGCUACAAUUUGGCUUCAAUCCAUAAGUGCAACAAACACAAACUUCCCAGCUUACUCAUCUCAACUCAAACUUAUUUUUUCACUCUCACAGCUUCAGCUCAACAACUUAGCUUUUGCAUCCGAUGCUGGAAAACUGUUUGGUUUUGUAUCGGGUUUAGCCGUGGUUUAUCUCCCUCUUUGGCUUGUUCUUUUAGUAGGUUCGGCACUCGGGUUCAUUGGCUAUGGUGUUCAGUAUCUAUUCCUUCUUACAAAUAAAGUUUCCUCCUUACCCUACCCUUUUCUAGUUCUACUAACCCUUUUGGCUGGAAACAGCAUUUGUUGGUUAAACACUGUUUGUUACAUAAUUGUGAUACAUAAUUUCCCAUUUGAUAGACAACUAGCAAUAGGAUUAUCUACAAGCUAUCAAGGUUUAAGUGCUAAGAUAUAUUCAGAGUUUGUUGAUGUGAUUUUUAAGUCCUCAUCUAAAUCUUCACCAAUACAAAUAACAAGAUCAUAUCUUUUGUUGAAUUGCAUUUUACCACUCGUAGUUUGCUUGAUCACUUCGCCAAUGCUUCGAGAAAUUAAAACCACAAGAACCCGAAGAUUAUCUUGUGGGUUUCUGGUAAUUUUUAUAAUCACCAUCUUUACAGGAACUUAUGCUGUGCUUACCAGUUUAGAAUCAGCAAAAAGGUUAUGCCCUCCAGUGGUAAUCUUUAUUGGUAUCCUUUUGUUCUUGGUGGCACCAUUAGUGGUGCCAUUGAUGGAAAAAUUAAGAGAGAAAAUGGAUAGUAAAUGCUUGAUAAGAAGCAGCGGGAAAAGGGUCACUGAUGGGGGCAGCAUGGUAGAGGAAAAUGUAGGGGUGGUGAAUGAACAUGGGGUGCAAGAUGAAGGGCUGUUCAUGUGUGAUGAUGAAGAGAUGGGGGCUAAAGUAAUGCUGAAAAGUUUAAAUUUUUGGUUGUAUUUCUUUGUGUAUAUGUUUGGUGCAACAGUUGGCAUGGUGUAUCUUAACAACUUGGGACAAAUUGUGGAGUCUAGAGGGAGUUCUAACAUUUCUUCUUUGGUGUCAUUGGCUUCUUCUUUUGGUUUCUUUGGUCGCAUCUUUCCUUGCCUUCUUGACUACCAUAUAUCAAGGCUCAAAUUCAAGAAUAAAGUAUCCAGACCAGCAAUGAUAGCACUAAUGAUGAUGCCGAUGGCAGCAUCAUUUUUCUUACUUCUGAGCGGGAGCGACAUUUGUCUAUACAUAACCACAGCUACCAUUGGGAUAUGUACGGGUGCAAUCACCUCGAUCUCUGUGUCAACUACUGCUGAGCUUUUUGGGCCAAAGAACUUUGGUGUGAACCAUAACAUUGUGGUUACUAAUAUCCCAAUAGGAUCGUUCUUGUUUGGAAACAUGGCCGCAUUGCUUUACCGUGGGCAAGCCCUUACAAACAUUGAUGGAAAGUGUUUGGGCGUCAAAUGUUAUCAAACAAGUUUCAUAAUUUGGGGUUCGCUUUGUUUCCUAGGGACCUUUUUAGCUAUAAUUCUUCAUUCAAGAUCUAAAAAGACUUACAUAUAGGUCUAAAAAGACUUACAUAUUAGUUUUGACUAUUUAUAUCUUUUGAUGUAUAGAUGCAUACGUAUAUUUAUGUGCAAGCUCCCUUAUAUAAGGUAUCUAUUUGUGUGGAUACUUCAUUAGUUAUUCAUCAAGAUUGAGUUUAGUAUAUGUUUCUAUUAUUGAGUUUUACAAAAA
Helianthus annuus (common sunflower) is the source of this 1741-nucleotide messenger RNA. RefSeq names its product protein NUCLEAR FUSION DEFECTIVE 4. Gene Ontology annotation, cellular component: membrane. Lineage: Eukaryota; Viridiplantae; Streptophyta; Magnoliopsida; Asterales; Asteraceae. The transcript is spliced from 2 exons. The record is from RefSeq and is a predicted model, not a curated record. Bases 8 to 1567 code for a protein of 519 amino acids.